AUGACGAACCCGUUCCAUGGUUCUUCGCAUUAUACAGACUCCAACACGCCUAUCACCAGCUCUGAUCUACUCCCACGACGCUUCUCCUACGCCUCGGUCGCUUCUGGAGCACCCCCCACCCUUAACCCACCUUACCUCUCCCAUCCCGGACGGACCUCGGUCAUCUCUCAGAUUCUAAACUCCUCCGACGACAUCACCUUCGAAGCCACCGCGAGCAGCUACGACUCGAACAGGGGCGGCGACAUGGAUGGGGACAGGAACGGCGCCAGCCUCAACGGGGCGUCCGCGCGGUAUUCGCAGGGUCAGCAAGCUCCCUCCUUCUCGAGGGUCUUUGAUAUGUUCAUGUCGGCCCCGGCAGGUGAUUCAUCAGGUGUCGCAAAUGGGCAUGGGAGUGGGUUCUUUGUCCCCUCAUACCUGGCUGGUUCAACGUACGUACAGAGGCUAGAGGAUGCGCACUGGGCGAAGUUGCAGGCGCAGAAAGAGUCUCAGGCAGCCCAGGUGCAGGGUGCUGGAAACCUGACCACGAGCGCCAGCAGCGUCAGUCUUCACGGCAAACCGGCUUCACAUCGCGGCGUGAACUAUGACGUGAUUGAGAAGCCGCCCGCGUUUGAGGAGGACGAGUCGUUUACCCCGCUGCCAACGAGGUGGAACCGAGACGAUAAAUACGGAGCUUUGGACAUUCUGUCGGACGGGUUGGAGGUCAGGUAUAUCGGACCGAGGGGACAAACGGAACGCGACCACGAGGCUUACAGUAUACGGGCCGACUAUCAUAUGCCACCACAAUGCGGUAUCUACUACUUUGAAGUUCAGAUUCUAUCAGGAAAGCGAGACGAUAUGACGAUCGGUAUCGGCUUCUCGGCGAAGACGGUAGCGCUCUCGCGGCCUCCGGGUUGGGAACCGGACUCCUGGGGCUACCACAGCGACGACGGUCACUGUUACGCCGGGCAGAAUGGCGGUAAAGCCUACGGCCCGCCAUUCACCGCGUCGGACGUGAUCGGAUGCGGUAUUAACUUCCGAACGGGCUGUGCCUUUUUCACAAAGAACGGACAUAUUCUCGGCACGGCGUUCCGCGAAAUCGGAAAGGGAAAUAACCUCUACCCCACAGUUGGGCUCAAGAAGUCAGGAGAGCACGUGCGAGUCAACUUUGGCCGAAGCCCCUUUGUUUUUGACAUUGAGGGAAUGAUGACUGCGGAAAAGGCACGAGUUCAAAAAGAAAUCGCCGAGACGAGCACAUUGAGUCUUGCGCCGUCAAUGAACGAAACGGAGCUGAUCCAAGCCCUGCAUGAUGGCUAUGUGGAAACGGCGAGAGCAUUUGCAGAGGAGAUUAACGCCGAGAAAAAGGCGCUGAGUCUCGAUCCGAAUGCCCCCAUCGAGGGAAUUAAUGUCAAAGAUGACGAGCAUGCUAACAAGCGGCAACGCAUCCGAAGAGCUGUGCUGGAGGGCGACAUCGACAGGGCACUUAAGUACACCAACGCUUCGUAUCCCCAGGUUCUCAAAGACAACGAGCAGGUCUACUUCAAAUUACGUUGUCGCAAGUUCAUCGAAAUGGUCCGAUCCGGCGCGGAGCUGAGGGCGGCUGCGGAGGGCAAGAAAAGCAAUGGGCACUCCGGCGGCGUUGACCUUAGUGCUUCAGCGAUGGACCUCGAUGCCAACGGCGCCGAGAAUGGCGCGUGGGACCAGAUGGACACCGAAGAUUCUGAGGGCGGCGCGCCUCUCGGCAUUGACGAACUGGAGCUGGCCACCUUGCAGUACGGCCAGACUCUCCAGGCGGAGUUCAAGAAUGACCCGCGACGAGAGGUAUCGAAACACUUGCAAGACAUCUACUCGUUGCUCGCAUACAGCAAUCCCUUAUUGGAGAAGGAUGUUGCCCAUCUCCUUGACAGGAAAGGUCGCAUAGCAGUAGCAGAGGAACUCAACUCUGCGAUCCUUUUGUCAUUGGGCAAGUCAUCUCGGGCUGCUCUCGAAAAGGUCUACGCUCAAACGAGCGUUCUGCUGGACGACUUGCGAGAAAACGGCGGACCAGGCGCCUUCGUAUCGUUACAGGACGUCAUCGAAGAUAUCCCGAAGUCUCCCUAA
This is a messenger RNA of Colletotrichum gloeosporioides, 2076 nucleotides long. Its product is annotated as Ran-binding protein 9. Gene Ontology annotation, biological process: cytoskeleton organization; cell surface receptor signaling pathway. Gene Ontology annotation, cellular component: cytoplasm. NCBI's taxonomy places the organism in Eukaryota, Fungi, Ascomycota, Sordariomycetes, Glomerellales, Glomerellaceae. The coding region runs from base 1 to 2076 and encodes 691 amino acids. The record is from RefSeq and is a predicted model, not a curated record. The transcript has 7 exons. Gene Ontology annotation, molecular function: protein binding.